Molecule: messenger RNA, 912 nt
Organism: Mytilinidion resinicola
Lineage: Eukaryota; Fungi; Ascomycota; Dothideomycetes; Mytilinidiales; Mytilinidiaceae
Exons: 2
Coding region: 286-663 (125 amino acids)
Source: RefSeq, a predicted model, not a curated record
ACCGGCGCUUGAUCUUGCACCUCAACACGAGCCUCUAAUGCGCCGAAGUCAUUCGAACCACCAGCUUACUUCGUUCCUAUAUGACGCACAAGAUGAAGGAAUCAGAACGACUACGACUUCCCACAUGCUCAUUUAGCGCCCGGUGCUCAGAUGAGUAGACACCUGAGCACAUGGGUAACGAGUAACACCUUGAGCAAUCAUGUGCUUGCGCAGCGCAGUUCUACAAUGCUCACUGGUGACCUUUCGAAGAGCCAAAACCAAUGAUUCAGCCUUGUGGGCUGCACAAUGCUGAUGGUCCAGAGUGUUGCCGCCUUUACUGACUGUGCGCCGGAUCUGAACCCAAGGCGCUUAGGUUAUCGAUCACGUAGUCUGAUAUGGAGAGGUGUAGCCCCUAGAAUGAAAGUUGAAACCAGAGAUAUCUUUCAGCAUAGACAGUCCAUCCAAAUCGAGCGGAAAUGGCCACUCCCCUCAGCUAUCCAGAUUACAGUCCCAGAAUUUCAUGAGAAGACUGCGCAGCAACAACCGCCUCCAACAGAACGGCCAAAGUUUCGCCGGAUAUUCAGGAGGGAGCCGUUCAAGGAACCCAAGUAUGAUAUGAAACAGGAACAUCCUGCCAGAUAUCUUGGCUACCGCAUAUUCUCCAGAUGGGUUGCCUCGGACUAGACCUACUUCAUUGUCCGGAAGUUCCCAACGCUCAAUGUUCAAGUAGCUCUCGCUUUACAAGAUAGGGUUGUGCAAUUGGAAGAGGAGUUGAACAAGUUGGAUCAAGACUGUAUUAAACAAUAUUCUCAGUAUGGAGAUAGCAACGAUUCCGACGCAGACCUGAUACAUAACGGGACCUUCCGAGAAGAUGAGAGUACCGCCAGGGUUGAGCUGGUCGAUAAGAUCGCUCAAGCGCUUGAGCGUUAUAGU